Chlorella variabilis is the source of this 881-nucleotide messenger RNA. RefSeq lists its product as hypothetical. Gene Ontology annotation, biological process: endoplasmic reticulum to Golgi vesicle-mediated transport; protein localization to phagophore assembly site. Lineage: Eukaryota; Viridiplantae; Chlorophyta; Trebouxiophyceae; Chlorellales; Chlorellaceae. The record is from RefSeq and is a predicted model, not a curated record. The transcript has 3 exons. The annotation marks the transcript as partial. Gene Ontology annotation, cellular component: TRAPPIII protein complex; cytoplasmic vesicle; phagophore assembly site.
AUGCCGGACGACCUGGCGGCAGCUUUUGCGGCAUUGUGGCGUCACUCGGCGCUGCCCCCGCUGAUGCAGGCCGGGGUGAUGGAGUCAGCGGGGGUGCUUCGGCACUAUGUGCUAUUGCAUGACGCAGCCAGCCAGGGGCCCGAGGUGUUAGUGGCGGCGCAAGAGAAGCUGCACCAGCUGGGCAGCACCCUGGGCACCAGUUGCCAGGUUCUCAGCAUCAACAGUGGCAGCGGCGGCGGCUCACCGGUGGGCCCCCGGCUCUGGGCCGACAUGCUGCACGGCUGCCUGCCGGAUGGUGGCGGCGGUGAGCCCGCAGAGCGCCCCCCGGUGCCGCCUGGCGGUCUGGGUGCCUGGCUGAGCGAGGCCGAUAUGUCUGGCCUGGCUGGCUUUGUACACGAGCUGGCGGUGCGCUCCAUCCUGCCGCACAUGGAGAUGCGGCUGCGGGCACUCAAUGUGCAGGUAACUGCCAACCGCAAAGGUCUGAAGAACCAGCUGAAGAGCUUGCUCUGGCGCAAGGGCGCUUUGGACAGUGCGUCCACCCCUGGCACACCCUCCGCCAGUGGCGGCGCUGCCGGCGCUGCCGGCGUCUCGUACGCCGGCGGCUCGGUGGAGAGCCACAUGCGCCAGCUGAGCGACCUGGCGCUUAUGCUGGGCGACUACGAUACUGCCUCCAGUACGCUUCGCCUGCUGGCCAGCGACACCAAGGCUGACCGCGCGUACAAGGCAUACGCAGGGGUGCAGGAGGCGCUGGGUGCGGCGGCGGUGCUGGCGGGGGCGCCGCCCUCUGAUGCCAUGGCCUCCUACAAAGAAGCGCUGCACCGCUACGCGCAGCUGAGCCAAGCCAAUCCGCGCAACCGGGAGGGUGCGCGGUAUGCCACGCG